Molecule: messenger RNA, 11793 nt
Organism: Cadophora gregata
Lineage: Eukaryota; Fungi; Ascomycota; Leotiomycetes; Helotiales; Ploettnerulaceae
Exons: 9
Coding region: 1909-10191 (2760 amino acids)
Biological process (GO): secondary metabolite biosynthetic process; fatty acid biosynthetic process
Molecular function (GO): fatty acid synthase activity; phosphopantetheine binding; 3-oxoacyl-[acyl-carrier-protein] synthase activity
Source: RefSeq, a predicted model, not a curated record
CCGGCGGAAUUCAAGCACCUUCUUCAUUCGCUCUGAUUCAAAUCAGAUGAUGGCUCGGCUGAAUUGGGGGACCUAGUGGAGGCCAUGUGAAGAGAGACCAUCAAGAUUCUUCUCCCACUGGUUUUCAGUCUAAGAUGUCGAACUCAAAGCUGCAUAUGGGCCUGUCCAUGGAAUGUCUGUGCAAAUUGAACGUGCCUUCCCGUCGCGGCCCGCAACGGAUGAUUAAUUGAAACCAUGGAUCAAACAUUAACUUUACACUUAAGCAGUAAGGAUAAACAUUCGGGGGAGAUCUAAAACCAUAAGCAAAACAUCACGUGGAAAGAGUUUAAUCUCACCGCUAGUCUCUGUCAGUUUCUUCAUCGACUUCUCUUCAACUGCGGGAGCACUCCACUCCAGAUUCCUACGUACAUCGACACCAUAGAACGACCUUCAUGUACCCGUCAUCUACAUGCCAUUGUCGCCUUUCCCGAUUCGAGUCGGGGUACAUCCCACUUAGGAUGCAGGAUUAUAGCCUGGGAUUCUGCCCGCCAGUCAUAUGCAGUCCGACAUCGCGGAGACGACUAGUAAUGCAUAGGACGAACCUACCACGAACAGAGAUGACCCUCCAUGACGCCCGCUCUCGCGCCCAGCCCAGAAUAUGCCACCAUGGUACUGGAAUAGAACGAGAAAUGGAGCUGCUCGUAGAGACCCUUCAACUUGAUGUCUCCAUCAAGCAAUGUCCAAUCGCCGUUACCAUUUCGUCCAAACCUACUUCUCAUCGUCGUAUUGAUCAUACCUUAGACCCGGCAACCAAGCAUUCUACUUCGAAGUACUUCGAUGUCACAUCGGCGUUCCCAUUAUGCUGCUGAAAGAUGACCCCCAUGCAUGCAAGCGGAGUCCAUUCUUGCCGGACGGCGGGCCGUUCCAAGCAAAGGGUUCAAUGACAGUUGCAAAGAAGAACGGCCACGCGGGAUUGACUUGAACUGACCUGAGUAGGAAAGGCUGGGCUGCAGACCAUUCUCUCAACAGCCAGUCCGAUGGUGACACGAACUCCCUCAAGUCAUCUUCUACAGAAGUAUUGGUUCUCGGAUUUCUUCAACUAUUCCAAGCUGGGCGAAGAAAUUACCCCUCUCGGCCUCCCACAACGCCUGUUCUUCUGGAAUAUCUGCUAUGAUCUGGGAGCAAUCAACGUCUUUUUGCGGGUCUCUUUCGAAUCCGCUAUCUCUAUUUUCAGCCUGUGCGGAAAGAGCGCUGAAGAAGUCUACGUCCUUGGGAAGAACAGUGGGGCCAGAGACUUGCUCUUGUCCAGUCGAUGAGAUACAUGAACCGGAAUGGCUCCAUCUCCGAACUCUAAAGUUGGUUAUGGUAGUCUCUCGAUUUGGAAUUUCUCUCACACCCCCUUCAAUGACACACUCUCUGAAGAACUUUUUCUGCACUCAUGAGCCGUCUCGAGUCAAACUGCCGCACUCUCAUGCACAGAGAGGACCUUAGACUUUCGCCUGGCGGAUAACCUCCCUGAAAAGGCUAAAGAGGUAUUUUGACAUGGCCUUAGAACUGGAAAUGAAUUCUAGGAUUCGGUUUUUUCUGAGACCAAUGUCUCUGAGUCCGUUAUCUAGCCGCUGGUCAGUAGCCAGGAGUUUCUAGAUCUCGAUGGAGGAGCUUGAGCUAUAGCUUUAAGCCCCUCUGCCAGUCUUUGACCCCUCAUGUUCCACUCUCUCCUAUAUUAUCCUACCCUUCGUGCAUUGCUUCGUACCUUUUCCAAACUUCUCCUCAUUUACACAGUUCCAUAUAUGCAGCCCUCUGCAGCCUAUUUCUGACCUCUUGCCCCGCGAUCUCCAUUUACCGGCAGAACUGCUACAUCUUCUGUGUACAGUGGUUCAUCCACCCUCAUGGGCAGGGACUUCUUGCGUGGAUGCUGGCUGAUGAGCGAUGGACACUGUCAACGAGCCAAUUGCUAUAAUUGGCACUGGUUGUCGAUUCCCUGGGCAGUCGAAUACAACGGCAAAACUAUGGGAGCUUCUCAGUCAGCCCAGAGAACUCUCUGUUCCGAUCCCACCGAGCAGAUUCAAUGCUGACGGCUUCUACCACCCAGAUGGUUUCCAUCAUGGCACUUCCAAUGUUCAAAGGUCAUACUUCCUCUCCGAAGAUGUUCGCAAGUUCGACUCCCAAUUCUUCAAUAUCUCUACUGCCGAAGCAGAGUCAAUGGAUCCUCAACAACGGCAACUUUUGGAAGUGGUAUUCGAGGCAAUGGAAUCUGCAAACCUAACCAUGGAAGAGAUGCGCGGAACGCCAACAGCUGUCUACGUGGGGCUGAUGUGUGAUGAUUACUCUGGUCUUAUAUUCGCUGAUAUGGAAACCCUGCCGACAUACGGCGCCACCGGCGCGGCCCGCAGCAUCCUUUCGAAUCGGAUAUCUUAUUUCUUUGACUGGACCGGGCCGUCGAUGACAAUUGACAGUGCCUGCUCUUCCAGCUUAGUGGCAGUACAUCAAGCUGUCCAAACAUUGAGGAACGGCGAGUGUCGGGUAGCCAUGGCAGCAGGUGCAAAUCUUAUCCUCAGCGCGCGGAUGUUUGUUGCGGAAAGUAAGCUGAAAAUGCUUUCGCCUAAUGGUCGGUCUCGAAUGUGGGAUGCUGGCGGAGAUGGCUACGCUCGCGGAGAGGGUAUAGCCGCUGUCAUGUUGAAACGAUUAAGUGAUGCCAUCGCCGAUGGUGACCACAUAGAAUGUGUUAUACGCGAAACAAGUGUCAACCAAGGUGGCCGAUCGACAGGACUCACAGUACCGAAUCCUGUUGCCCAAGUGAACUUGAUUCGUCAGACAUAUGCCAAAGCUGGGCUUGACUUGAAUCGCUCUGAAGAUAGACCGCAGUAUUUCCAAGCACAUGGCACGGGUACCAAGGUCGGGGACUUGAAUGAAGCGACAGCAAUACAUAAUACGUUCUUUGGUAAAGAAGAAGAUCUAAACAAAGACAAACUCUUCGUCGGAAGUAUAAAGACUGUGAUUGGUCACUCAGAAGGAGCAGCUGGUAUUGCCGGGAUGUUGGAGGCUUGCCUUGCUGUCAAGCAUGGAGUAAUACCGCCAAAUCUUCAUUUCGAGACUCUAAAUCCUAACUUGGAACCAUUCAUACAUCAUCUCGAAGUUCCAACAAAAGCUCAGAAGUGGCCCGAAACGUCCAGUGUAGUAAGAAGAGCAAGUGUAAACAGUUUUGGCUUCGGAGGCACAAAUGCGCACGUGAUUUUAGAGAAUGCCCCUGCAUUGCCCACCACGCAGGCGUCUGAGUUAUCAACAAUUGUACUCCCGUUCAUAUUCUCCGCAGCUUCAGAAAGAUCUCUCGGAUCUUUGUUGUUCAACUACUCUCAGUUUUUGAGCAACAAACCAGAUAUGGAUUUACACGCAUUGUCGUGGACCCUUGUCUCCCGGCGAUCAGUAUUCACACAUAAAGUAUGCUUCACUGCGCAAAGCUCGUCGGAACUCCGAGCCAAGUUGGAUGAUGAACUUGAGCAUAGAGCAAAUGGGACUUCAAUAUCAAUUUCAUUGCGUCCCAGCACGAAGCCGCAACGAAUCCUAGGCGUCUUCACAGGACAAGGAGCACAGUGGGCAGCAAUGGGAUGGGACUUGAUUUCAAAGUCGUCAGUCGGGAAAUCAACUCUCAGAAGUCUAGAACAAUCACUGGCAUCGCUUCCUGCAGAUCAUCGACCUCAAUGGACUCUCGAAGCUGAACUGUCUGCCCCGGCAUCGACGUCCCGGAUAGCCGAAGCCAUUAUCUCGCAACCUUUAUGCACGGCUAUUCAGAUUAUCCUCGUCGAUCAUCUGCGAGCAAUAGGAGUAAAUUUCUCUGCUGUCGUGGGCCACUCGUCUGGAGAAAUAGGUGCAGCAUACGCCGCAGGAUUUAUUUCCGCUGAUGCAGCUAUCAAAGUUGCAUACUACAGAGGAUUCUUCGCGAACCUAGCUGGUGCCGGAAGGAAAGGUGCUAUGAUAGCUGUAGGACUUUCGAGGACCGAAGCUGUUGAGUUCUGCCAGCUCCCUCAAUACCUUGGCAGGAUCGUCAUUGCAGCUAGCAACUCGUCUACGAGUGUCACGCUUUCCGGAGACGACGAUGCUGUUCAGGAGGCCAAAGAUUAUUUCGAGGCAAAAGAGAUAUUUGCAAGAAUUCUCAAGGUGGACACGGCAUAUCAUUCGCAUCACAUGCUUCCGUGCUCAGCUCCUUACCUGCAAGCACUCAAGGAUUGCAACAUCGAGCUCCUGCCUAGAUCUGAUGGUGCCUGUACAUGGUACUCCAGUGUAUACGAAGGCGAGGAGAUGGAUGCUCGAGAAGCCCUGCUUGGAUCAUACUGGAUGGAUAACAUGCUCAACGCUGUUCUCUUCUCUCAGUCAGUCGAGGCGUCUCUUGCCAAAGAUUCAUACGAUGUUGCAAUCGAACUUGGUCCCCAUCCAGCGCUCAAAGGGCCGGUUUUGCAAACGAUUCAAGAAAUCACAGAGGCGAAGAAGCCUAUGCCUUACUUCGGACUGUUUGGACGUGGAAAGACUGGAAUCGAGACCUUUGCCGAUACCCUGGGCUCACUGUGGAUGCACCUCGGUUCAAAGUCAUUUGAUGCUGGAACCUACAGUCAAAUCUUCCAUGGCACAGGUCCGCGCUCUACAGUCCAAGAUCUCCCAACGUACCCAUGGGACCACGAACGCACUCUAUGGUAUGAAUCUCGUGCAUCCAGAGAAACACGUUGUCGCGUGGAUCCCCCACACGAGCUGCUUGGAAUCAUAACAACUGAUCAAGCCGAGGGGGAGUACAAAUGGCGGAACUACCUCAAACUGAAUGAGAUUCCGUGGCUCAGCGGUCAUCAAAUACAAGGGCAGAUAAUUUUCCCUGCUGCUGGGUAUCUCGUCAUGGCCCUCGAAGCCUCUAAGACAGUAGCCGCUGGCAAAGAAGUACGACUGAUCGAGAUCAAAGACUUCAGGAUCUUGCAAGCUAUCUCCAUCAAUGAUGAUGACUCAGGCGUGGAAACUCUGUUUGGCAUUAGCAAUAUUGUCUCUGAUGCCAAGAGGGACGUUCUCACAGCGGACUUCGUCUGCCAUGCUUGUUUGAGUAGAGAUACUGGGUCUCUUGUUUUGGUCAGCCUGGGUAAGAUUAUUCUAUACUCCGGCUCGCCUUCGAGGACAAUUCUUCCAAGGAGAAGAUUAGUCGUGAUCAAUGACCUGCGCGAGGUCAAUAUUGACACAUUGUACAAGUCACUCGAGGAUGUCGGCUAUGGAUACACAGGACCAUUCAAAGGAAUUUCAUUCCUCGAGCAGAAGCUGGAUACUGCAACCGGACUUCUCGUCGAUGCGAACUCCAGUGCUUCAAAUUCAUCCUUGAUGAUGCACCCAGGAACUCUCGAUUCCGCCAUCCAGACUCUCUUUGCCUGUCUCGGGACACCAGGCGAUGGCAGUCUCUGGACACUUCACGUCCCAGUCACGAUUCGAAACAUUCGUGUCAAUCCUGCGAUAUGCGCCAAUACCAAUGAUGACCAGAGAAACGAGGUGAUUUUCGAUGCGGUUCUGGUGGAAAGUAAAUCUGAUACCCUCUGCGGUGAUGUCACCUUAUACGACAUCCAGUCCUUGGACGCUAUUUGUCAGAUUGAGGGCAUUGAGGUCAAGCCCCUUAUGCCUGCGACGCCAGCUGAUGAUCGACAAUUAUUUCAUGAACUUGUCUGGGGCACUGCUGAGCCGGACGCGUCGUUGGUAUAUCGAAAGUCCGAUUUCUCAACUGCUGAAAUGCAGAAAGCGGAGACCUUGGAGAAGAUAUGUUUGUAUUACUUGAAGCAGCUCCUUGAUUCUGUAACACUUGAAGAGAUGGAACAGACGACCUGGCAUGGGAAGAAAAUCCUUGCCUUUGCAACUCAUGUUGUUGAUGAGACGAAAGCUGGAAGACAUCCGUCGUGUAAAUCAGAGUGGCUGGACCACUCGUGGGCUAAUAUCCAAGCCGUUGCUGAUCAAUAUGUAGCGGAUGUUGAUUGCAAGCUUUUACAUGUUGUCGGAAUGAAGUUGAUACCCUUCAUCAGAGGCGAGACCUCAAUCUUGGAGCAUAUGAGACAAGAUAGCUUGCUGGAUUUAUAUUACCAGAACUCGGAAUUGUUGGAGUAUAACAUGUAUGCUGGACUGAUUGUCCAACAAAUAGCAUUUAGAUAUCCCUUGAUCAAGAUUUUGGAAAUUGGUGCUGGUACUGGUGGCAUUACCAGAUCUAUUUUGAGACAUAUCGAUAACAAAUAUUCGUCAUACACGUUCACGGAUAUUUCAGUCGGAUUCUUCGAGGAAGCGCAAGAGACGUUCCAGGCUCAUGGUCGAAUCAUCUACGAAGUUCUGGAUAUUGAGCGGGACCCAACGACUCAAGGCUUUGCCGAACACUCUUAUGACCUUAUCAUCGCAUCUAAUGUACUUCAUGCUACCAAAGUUCUCGACCAUACUAUGACGAAUGUUCGGAGAUUGCUGAAGCCUGGAGGCAAGCUUCUAGUGCUUGAGGCAGUUGAUAAUGGUGCUACUCGCGUCGGGUUCAGUUUCUGUGGAGUGCCCGGCUGGUGGGCAGGGGCUGGAGACGGAAGGGAACUGACUCCGCUUAUCACACCUAGUCAAUGGGACUCAUUGCUUAUGAAGAAUGGAUUCUCGGGCCUUGAUACCAUCACUCCUGGAACCGAAUCUGUUUACCAACCUGUCGCUGUCUUCAUCUCAACUGCUGUCGAUGCGCAGAUCGAGCUUUUACAAAAGCCACUUGCUCUGACCGGGCCUAAGCCACAACUCGACACCAUCUUCUUGGUAGGCGGAAAGACGAGUCGAACCAAUAAGUUGAUAGGAGACCUGGAAACGAUCCUUGAGCCAUGGACGAUCAACGUCAAAACACUGGAGAAUCUUGAAGACAUCCACAAAAUAGAUGAUUUCUCGAUGGUUCACGUCCUCAAUCUAUCUGAAUUAGACGAGCCAAUCUUCGCAGAAUUGACCUCGGAACGUCUUGAGUUGUUCAAGUCACUACUCAACAUCUCGAAGACCUUCCUCUGGGUAACGGCAGGCAGCAAAUCAGAGCGGCCAUACUCGAACAUGGCACUUGGCAUCGGCCGAACGCUGGUUCACGAGAUGCCGCAUCUUCGUCUCCAAGUACUGGAUGCUGCUAAGAGUGAAGAAUUUAGUGCCAUUCUCCUCGCUGAGGCUUUCUUGAGGAUUGUUUUGGCUGAGACAUGGGAGAAUGAUAUCUAUGCCCCGAAGCGUAUGUGGUCGAACGAGCCGGAGUUGUGGCUUGAGGAUGGUCGAUUCCAUAUCACGCGAGUGGUACCAGAUAGAGCGGCGAACAAUAGACUUAUGUCUACUCGACGGGUCAUUGAGGAAGACGUCAGUGUCGAUGAAGCCAUGGUUGGAGUCAGUCAUAACGGAAGAUCGUACGAGAUACAACGAUCACCAUCUGAACCGUCUUUGACCCAGUCGAGAGACAUGACUUCGAUCCGCGUCACGCACUCCAGCUUGAUGGCUCUGAAUAUCAAGUCUGCCGGAGCUCUUCACCUAAUUCUGGGAGAGCUCCCCGAGCUGGGAGUGAAGGUCAUCGCACUGUCAGAGAAGGUUGGAUCCAUGAUCACUACCAACUCCAGCUGGAUUGUGCCAUGGCAUAUUCCGCGCGGAGAUGAGACGUUGUUACUGAUGGCCAUUGCAACCGAAAUGCUAGCUCAAUCAAUUGUCGAUAUGGCAAGAAGUAACAGCAGCUUAUUGGUAUUUGAACCGGAUUUAUUUCUCGUGGAUGCAAUCGCACGGAAGGCACGCUACAUGGAUGUUCAGCCAUAUUUUGUCACCGCAGAUGAAUCGCCGGAGAAGAGCGAUUGGAUGAAGAUGCAUCAAUUCUCUUCAGAUCGUGGUAUCAAAUUCCUUCUCCCUGCAGAUGUCUCUGCUUUCAUAGACAUGUCAGACAAGUCAGAUCUAGCUGCACGAGUUUCGGUGUUGCUUCCAUAUCAUACUCAACGGGCAGAUACUUCAACAUUCCUUAGUCGUACUUCGAAUUACCAUGCGACCGGAUCUCGCAACUCCGCUUCCGAUAGUCUCAGAAUUGCACUUGCAAGUGCAAUGUCGGUCGUUCGCUCGACGAGAUCAAUCAUUAACCCUGUAGUUAUUGAUGCCGCGGCAUUGGCUUCCACGACGCCCUCAGCUCCAGGGUUACAGAUCGUAGACUGGGGUUCCGGUUCCAAACUUCCCAUCAGAAUCCAGAGCGCAGAAUCCAUGAUGAGAUUCAAAAGCGACAAAACUUAUCUCUUGAUUGGAAUGGCCGGUAAUUUGGGCCGAUCGCUGUGCCGAUGGAUGAUACUUCGUGGAGCGAAGCAUAUCGUGCUGACAAGUCGGAAUCCAAAUAUCGAGCAGAGCUGGCUAGAUGAGAUAGAAAGUAUUGGAGGGGUAGUGAGCAUAAUGUCGAUGGACGUAUCCAAUAAAGCUUCAUUGCUUGCAACGCACAAGCAAAUCACCUCCAACUUGCCACCAAUUGCUGGGGUUGCCAAUGCCGCUAUGGUCUUGAGCGAUACCCUGCUAUCUAACAUGAGUUUCGAAGAAAUGCAAACCGUUCUCAAGCCGAAAGUUGAUGGCAGUCGCUUCCUCGACGAACUAUUCCCAAACAAUGACCUCGAUUUCUUCAUCCUCUUCGGAUCCUCGGUUGAUGUCAUGGGAAACUCUGGUCAAGCAGCAUACUGCGCGGCGAACAUGUUCAUGAACAGUCUCGUCUCAUCUCGCCAGAAACGUGGGCUUGCUGGGUCACUCAUCGGCCUCGGAGAAGUCAAAGGUGUUGGCUAUGCAGCUCGCAUGAACCGCGAAUUGAACGAUAUUAUUGGUGCGACUCUGCCUCUUUCCGAGAAAGAGGUUCAUCAUAUGUUCGCGGAAGGUGUUCUCGCGGGCGCUCCUGGAAGCAGUCGGAAUCCAAUCUUGUAUGCAGGGAUGGAUUCCAAGGAUCCCCGCAAGGAUCCGGAUAUUCUUUGGUACCCGCAUCCCAAGUUUUGGCAUUACAUUGAGAGUGGAGACGGUGCUGCUGCAACAGAAUCCAAAAGUACUGCUGUUAGCUUGAAAUCUCAGCUGGCUUUGGCAACGAGUAUGGACGAUGUAGUAAACAUUGUGACAGAUUCUUUCACACUCAAAUUGCGACACAAACUACAAAUAUCAUCCGAUACCGCCGUUUUAGACGAAGCCGUGCUUCUCGAACUCGGCAUCGACUCUCUUGUCGCAGUGGAUCUGCGGGCUUGGUUUGUUACCGAGCUCGGAGUCGAUAUGCCAAUCUUGAAAAUCCUAGGCGGGGCGACAAUCAGCGAUCUCGUCACAGACGCUGUUGCUCGAUUGCCACUCACAAUGUUACCAGCUGUUGUUGUGGAAGCCAAGGAAGAAGAUACUAAGGCUUCGCAAGCCGUGUUGGUGCCAAAUGGCCUUGGUGGACACGAUCUCCUCCCAGCCAUCGCUGUCCAGACUCCUGCAACCAAAACAAAAGAGCAAGCUGUACAAGUAGAAGAAGCGGGAGCGCCAGAAAUGAAACUGCUUGACACACCAAUUAGACAGCAGGGACAUUCCAAGAAUCUGUCAUUUGACUCGACUUCAUCCGGAAACUCAUCGUCGGAGCAAGAUACUUCCUCUCAGUCUCGUUCCUCAGCUCUCUCGGAGACAUCGUCAGCGUCUGAUCAUGAAGACCAGUCACACAUGCUGACACCGAGUCUUGACGUUAACUCAAAUGAUGAACAGAAACAGCUAGGUCAGAACCCUGGACUUGGUGGUGUUGGGAAUAACGUAUCACCCGCCUCACCAGAGGAGCAGAUCUUCACACCCCGAUCGGAUAGGAUGGAUAUAACUUGUGUGAUCACGUCAGAGAGCAUUUCCAGAUUUGGAGAUGAUGUUCUACGUGCUGAUGAUUGCAAGCAUGGGCUCGGCAUAACGAUCAACGAAGUAGGCAUUUCACUAAGUACUGACCACCAGCUACCUGGCCCAGUACCCGCUACGGAUUGUGAUAGCACAGAAGAUGGCAUUGAUAUCCUCCAACAAAGCAUCUGUGUACCAGAUUCUCACCAAUUAGCUACACCUGAGAACAUUACUGCCGUCCAGGAAGCGAAUAAACCAGUACGGAUGAUUUUCACGUCCCAUGACGGUCAGAGCAUCACUCUAUCGUCUGAAGAGAUCGGCGAUGACAGCCGCCCGACACUGCGACUUGACGGCGUGGGAGUGCGAGACAACACUGCUGGAGUAUGAAGUAUUGAUCUUUUUGAGAUGACAUGAUUAGUCUGAAAUACUUUUCGCAUUUGCUUUUACAGUCAGUCAUGCAUGUUCUCUGAAAAUUUGAUGUAUUGGGGUUUCAUUAUAUUUUAUCAUGGCAAGUCUGUUGGCGUAAUUGAGUUAAUUUCAGGGGCUUGCUUUAUAGUGUUAGGCGCCCUGGCUCUCUGAAUAUCUAUAUGUUGGAGUUGUUUCAAUUACUUGGGAGAUGAGUAAGGAAUCACACGAAAAUAUGAGUAAUCGUUAUUUUACAUAUUCUGCGGUGAAUUCAUCAAUUAGCGAGUUGAAUCUGAGAAACCCUCUUGGGUGAUCGCCUCCUGUGAAAUAGGGGGCGGGGUAAUUGCUCGCUUAAAUUUACAGUACCCCUCCAAGCACAGGACCAAAAAAAAAGUUAGAGUCGCCCCGAAAGUAACAGCCUUAAAUCUCAGCAAGGGAGCCAAAUCUUAAAGAUAAACUCUAGGGUACAUCAGUAUCACAUCGAUAAUCAUUGUAUCCACCUCAAUCCCAACUCAUCUUCCUAAACGUCUCCUUCGAAUCCACAAACAUCUCCUCACUCAACCCCAAAUCCUCCUUUGUAACAACACCCUCCCCACUCCACGCACCCUUCCCAGCAAUCUCCCAAAACUUCAUCAUAAGACCAAUCUCCGUCCCCCAAACCGGCCAAAGCUUAUCAUAUUCCUCGACCGAAGCAAUCUCAACAUACAUGGUAUUCUUGCCUGUUGUCUGACCCCAAAUUUUCACAAGUUCGCCGACAGUUGUUUCUUCCACGACACCGAGGACAUACUUCCCUUUCGUCAGAAGGGGUUGGGCUAGGAUUGCAGAGGUGAAUAGUCCGACGUUGGUGUGGACGUCGCCGAUGGUUUGUACGAUUGUUGUGGGUGGUACUGGGCCUAGUUGGAUGUACUUACCCACGGUUUCCUAUAUCUCUCCACGGAUACUCGAAAUUCUGCGCAUACGGCCCAAUCCACAGAAACGUAGUCUUCGCAUACAACUCCUCAUUCUCCUUGAUGUAAGAAUCAAUCUGUGCCUUUCCCUGAUGAUGCGGGACCGAGAUCUUCCCAUUCGAUAACUUUUCCGUGUCGGGAAGAGUACUCCAGAUAUAGUGUUUCAAGUUAAGCGUUUUCGCCGCUGCAUUAGCGAGAUUUUGACCCUGCUUUACUUCGAGGGAUAUUGCUGCUGCUGGGUCUAGUUUGGGGAAGUGCUCGAAGAAGUUGGUUAGGCCGAAGAUUGCUGUGGAUCCCUGAGGGAGAUGUUAGUUGGAUUGAAAGGGGGGAGCGACGUGGGGACUUACCUCGAAAGCUUUCAUGAGUGAUUCUUCGCUGUUGAGAUCAGCUGCAACGACUUCUACGCCACGAGCUUGCAGUUGCUUUGCUUUUUCGCUGGAGGUGUUGCGUGUGAUGACUCGGAUAUCGUACAGACCGGACUUUAGUGCUGCUUGGAGGACAGAGCCUCCUUGAAGACCUGUAGCGCCGACGAUGGUGAAGAUGGGAGCCAUUGUAUGUUAAAGUACGUGAAUUUGAUUUGUGUUGACUUUGUAUGAACGACACGGAAUGAAAGUGAAUAUUCAAAUUUUGGAAUCAG